CUCUCUUACUUAUCUCUUCCUAAACGUUCUUUUACUGUUUGUUAACGUUUCGCUGAGAACGUAUUAUUCUCGUGAAGCGUGAACCACGUUUCGUGUCGUAAGACUUAAAGAAUGCGUUACGUGGCCGCUUAUCUUUUGGCUGUCCUGGGGGGCAAGCCCUCAGCUACUCAAAAUGAUAUUGAAAAAAUUUUAUCAUCUGUUGGAAUUGAAGCAGAUGCUGAAAAACUUAAAAUAGUUAUAUCAGAACUAAAUGGAAAAUCAAUUGAUGAACUUAUCGCACAAGGACGUGAGAAGUUAGCGUCCAUGCCAGUUGGUGGAGCUGCAGCUGUAAGUGCAGCUGCAGCACCAGCUGGAGCUGCUGCUGCUCCAGCUGAAGAAAAGAAAGAAGAGAAAAAACCAGCAAAGGAAGAAUCUGAAUCGGAAGAUGAUGACAUGGGCUUUGGUCUUUUUGAUUAAAUUAAAUAACAGUAAUAACUGUGUAAUGACCAUCUACAAAUUAUGUAUAAUACAUUCUGACAACAUUUUAAAAUAAAUUGUAUUUUUAAUUUACUAUAA
Messenger RNA from Megachile rotundata (alfalfa leafcutting bee), 555 nucleotides. It is a transcript of the gene RpLP2, whose product is annotated as ribosomal protein LP2. Gene Ontology annotation, cellular component: ribosome; cytosolic large ribosomal subunit. Gene Ontology annotation, biological process: cytoplasmic translational elongation. Gene Ontology annotation, molecular function: structural constituent of ribosome. The record is from RefSeq and is a predicted model, not a curated record. Lineage: Eukaryota; Metazoa; Arthropoda; Insecta; Hymenoptera; Megachilidae.